AUCAUUGUACAGAAAGAACUGGGACCAAUUGACAGUGUAAGGGUCAAAGCAAAGGCAAUUGUAGAAUUUUUCAAUCGCAGCUCAUCCGGAUUCAAGAAGCUCAAAGAAAUUAAUAGCCAAUUAAAUCUUCCCGACCUUAAGCUGACACAAGAUGUGCCUACACGUUGGAACUCAACGUACAAAAUGUUUCAGCGCUUGUCUAUUUUAAAAGAUGGAGUUAUGGUGGUCAUUUCCCUUCUACGCCCUGAACUAGUACUGACCCAGGCAGAAUGGGAAAUUAUUGAUGGUGUAUUGCCAGUGCUGAAGCCAUUUUCUGAAAUAACAACUGAAAUUUUAGCAGAGAAAAAUGUCACCUUAUCAAAUGUUAUUAUAAUGGCCACAUUGCUGCAUCAAUCCAUAGCCAAAGCUAUUCCAAAAGAUGAUUUUCUACGGGCAGUCGUAGAAAAACUCAAAGAGCAGUUGACCGUACGUUUUGGGGAUUUGGAAAAUAAUAUUUUGUAUGCAAAGAGCACCAUACUAGACCCAAGAUUUAAAAAACGGGGUUUUAGGUCCGAUGAAUGCUAUGAAAAAACAGUUGCAGCUCUACAAUGUAAGAUCGCUCAAACGGGAUUGGUUGAUAAUGUUGCUGAUGAUCUGUCUUCACAAAUCGAAACCGUCAAACUGUCGCCAACCAAAAGUGGCAUUUGGGACGAGUAUGACAAGCAGUAUAACCAAAUAACAAAGCCAAGCUGUAACACGGCUGCUGCCAUUAGAGAGGUAGAUAAAUACCUAGCAGAAGAGAACAUCAAUAGAAAGCAGGACCCUUUGAUCUGGUGGACGCAGCGAAAAAAUGUAUAUCCACGACUAUACGAAUAUGCGUUGAAACGUCUUUGUUUGGUGGCCACGUCGGUGCCAUGUGAGCGCCUAUUUUCUGCAGCAGGAGAAAUAGUCCGCAAAAGACGAACGCUUUUGACGCCCAAUAAGGUUGAAAGCCUUAUGUUUUUACAUAAUAAUAUGUGAAAUACUUAAAAAUGCCCCGACUUCUAAAACAUAAAAAAUGGAAAACGAGAUACUUAAUUGAAACUGUUGGUUGUGUCCUAACGAUAUCAAGUACUAAGUACGAAUUAAAAUAAAUUUAAGAAGUUAAAACGUCAAUGAAUUGUAGUGCAUUAUUUACAUACAUAUAAGCUUAAAACUAGAUAUGAGACUUUAAAAUUGAACUAAGAACAAAAAGACCGAUAAACAAAACAGGCCAAAGAACAAAAAAGAACGAACUAAAGGGACAAU
This is a messenger RNA of Drosophila miranda, 1266 nucleotides long. Its product is annotated as zinc finger BED domain-containing protein 4-like. The record is from RefSeq and is a predicted model, not a curated record. NCBI's taxonomy places the organism in Eukaryota, Metazoa, Arthropoda, Insecta, Diptera, Drosophilidae. The coding region runs from base 184 to 999 and encodes 271 amino acids. The transcript has 2 exons. Gene Ontology annotation, molecular function: protein dimerization activity.